This is a messenger RNA of Epinephelus moara (kelp grouper), 3257 nucleotides long. RefSeq names its product TLE family member 2, transcriptional corepressor b (gene tle2b). The transcript is spliced from 20 exons. Lineage: Eukaryota; Metazoa; Chordata; Actinopteri; Perciformes; Serranidae. Gene Ontology annotation, biological process: regulation of DNA-templated transcription; negative regulation of canonical Wnt signaling pathway. The record is from RefSeq and is a predicted model, not a curated record. Gene Ontology annotation, cellular component: nucleus; transcription regulator complex. The coding region runs from base 881 to 3199 and encodes 772 amino acids. Gene Ontology annotation, molecular function: protein binding; transcription corepressor activity.
GGGCUUGCUGCUGAAAAGCCCGCUGGAUCCUCCACUGACCUGCUGUUCUUUCCUGCUUUCCUCUUGCGUUUUUUUUUUCCACAUUUAGAUUAAAAACAAAGCUCUCACUCUCUCUCUCUCCUUCUCUCUCUCCCCUCCUCCCCUCCCUCCUCCUUCUUCUUCUUCUUCUUCUCCUCCUUCUUAUCCUUCUUCUUCUUUUCUGCGGCAGCAGUCAAGGCUCCAGUGUGUCAGAGAGAGGGUGAAGAGGAGGGAAAAAGCAGAGGAGAAGACUGUUUGGACGGAGCUGAGUGUGUGUUUAUGUUUGUGUGUCUCACCAUUGGACGGCCGGGUGAAGGGGCACGAGGAGAAGAGUAGGAGGAGGAGGAGGAGGAGGAGAAGCAGAGGGAAGCCUGCCUGGAUGAAAUUCUCGAUGUCAUGUCACUACGAGUGGACCUUGACUGAUCACAGGGUGAGGGAAAGGGAGAGAGACACUGAGAGGAAGACGAGGAGGUGGAGAAACUGAGACUUUGGUUUCACUGGGAAAAAGAAGAGGAAGGAGGAGAAGGAGGUAAAGUCUGGAGCUCCGUUUUAUCAUGACAUUGUUGGAUAAAGGAACCGACGGAUUGAGCGCUCUUCAGUGGUGUGUCAACAGGAAUUCGCCUUAGAAGAGAGAAGGAGAGCAAGGAAAGAGAAGAAGGAGACAGACUCUGGAAGAGUAUAGACUGCUGUAUUCAACCCAGCUAAGGAGCAGGGACUGGACUUACAGAGUGUGUGUGUGUUGGGGGGGGGCUUGUGUGUGUGUGUUUGUGUGGCUGUGUAACCGGUGGAGGGCAGAGGAGUGGAGGGCCAGGGGACUAACCUGGCCAUCAAACGGACUGGCAGCCUCUCCUCUCCUGGGAUCAUGUACCCUCAGGGCAGGCAUCCGGUUCCCUUACAACCCGGCCAGUCUUUCAAGUUCACAGUCCUGGAAACCCUGGACCGUAUCAAGGAGGAAUUCCAGUUCCUCCAGGCGCAGUACCACAGCCUGAAGCUGGAGUGUGAGAAGCUGGCCAGUGAGAAGACCGAGAUGCAGAGGCACUACAUCAUGUACUACGAAAUGUCCUACGGUCUCAACAUUGAGAUGCACAAACAGGCGGAGAUUGUCAAGCGUCUCAGUGCCAUCUGCGCUCAGAUCAUCCCUUUCCUCUCUCAAGAGCACCAGCAACAGGUGGUCCAAGCAGUGGAGAGGGCCAAGCAGGUCACGAUGGCUGAACUCAAUGCCAUUAUCGGGCAGCAGCAGCUCCAGCACCUGUCUCACCAUGCCCCUGGCAUUCCUCUGACGCCACACCCAUCGGGCCUGUCCCUGGGGGCGGGAGGCUCGGGGCUUCUUGCGCUGACCGGGGCCCUGGGGGUCUCGGCCCACCUCGCCUCCAAAGAUGAGCGCAACCACCUUGAUCCCGAACAUCUCAGAGAGGGAGCACCCAGCAGGAGUAAGUCAGUGUCAUCAACAGACAGUCAGCCCGCCGAGGAGCGCCAAGGCCCAUCAGGAGGCUACUCCUCCUCGCAGGGAGGAGCUGAGGCAAAGCGGAGGCGCUGUGAUGACAAAGAGCCCCUUCCGCCACACUCCUAUGACAGUGAUGGAGACAAGAGUGAAGACAAUCUCGUAGUGGACGUCUCCAAUGAGGAGCCUAACUCUCCUGCGGGCAGCCCUCCCCACUCCCCCCACGGGAACGGGUUAGACCGGGCUCCUACUCUACGGAAAGAGCUCCCGGGCUCCUCCAGCACAGGAGAGGCCCCCUCUACCCCAAACCCGCGCAGCCCCACCCCCGGGAAGUCCAAGGACCCUGCACAGAUGGAUAAAUCCCAGUCUCCGUUGUCCAAGUCUGGCACCCCAUCCCCGUCCCACCGUGAGGCCCUUACCCCUGGAGCACCAGGAGCCCCAGGAGCCCCUGGUCCCAGCACCUCCUGCCUUCGUCUGGUCAGCAAAGCAGCAUCCAGUGCAGACCCCCUUGCUCUCCGCAGUCCCAUGUCUGUGCCCCCCGGUUCAUACCCGGCUCAUUUUGGCGUGGUGUCCCACGCAGGACUGAAUGGGGAGCUGGCCAGCCCAGGAGGUUUCGGUGGGGCUUUAACUCUCUCCCCACAAAUCAGCGCAGCAGCCAAUGCCUACUCCCGAAGCCCCAUGGUGGCAUAUGACUCUCGGUCUCACCUGAGGGCCCCAGGGCUGUCUUCUUCUCUGCCUGGUUCCUCUGGCGGCAAGCCCGCCUACUCGUUCCACGUGAGCGCAGACGGCCAGAUGCAGCCGGUGCCCUUUCCCCCUGACGCCCUGCUGGGCCCAGGAAUCCCUCGCCAUGCCCGUCAGAUUCACACCCUGAACCACGGAGAGGUGGUGUGUGCCGUCACCAUCAGCACCUCGACGCGUCACGUCUACACCGGAGGCAAGGGCUGCGUCAAGGUGUGGGACAUCAGCCAGCCUGGAAGCAAGAGCCCCAUGGCCCAGCUGGACUGUCUGAACAGGGAUAACUACAUCCGCUCCUGUAAAAUCCUUCCUGACGGACGGACCUUGAUCGUUGGUGGGGAGGCCAGCACGCUGUCAAUCUGGGAUCUGGCCACGCCCACUCCUCGCAUCAAGGCAGAGCUGACGUCGUCUGCUCCCGCCUGCUAUGCUCUGGCCAUCUCCCCUGACAACAAGGUCUGCUUCUCCUGCUGCAGCGAUGGCAACAUCGUCGUCUGGGACCUUCACAACCAGACACUGGUCAGGCAGUUCCAGGGCCACACAGAUGGAGCGAGCUGCAUCGACAUCUCCAACGACGGCACCAAACUGUGGACGGGAGGGCUGGACAACACGGUCCGCUGCUGGGACCUCCGAGAGGGACGCCAGCUCCAGCAACACGACUUCACCUCUCAGAUCUUCUCUCUGGGCUACUGUCCGACAGGCGAGUGGCUGGCUGUGGGAAUGGAGAGCAGUAACGUGGAAGUUCUGCACGUCUCCAAACCUGACAAGUACCAGCUGCACCUCCAUGAGAGCUGCGUUCUCUCCCUAAAGUUCGCGUACUGUGGAAAGUGGUUUGUGAGCACAGGAAAAGACAAUCUGUUGAAUGCAUGGAGGACACCAUAUGGAGCCAGUAUUUUCCAGUCCAAGGAGUCCUCGUCUGUGCUGAGCUGUGACGUUUCCCCGGACGACAAGUACAUAGUGACGGGCUCCGGGGACAAGAAGGCCACGGUGUACGAGGUGGUGUACUGAGGGCCGGGACGAGAUGGGAAGAGACAGGACGGAGAUUUGGGGGCAUUUUUUUUUUUUU